AGGGGAGGGGAAAGCAACGCAGAGAUCGCAGAGACGGAGGAGACGCCAGCGUCUGCAGAGGUGCAGAGCCGGGUCUCUUCGGGCUCUCGGUGCCCCAGCCCUUGGCACGCAGCUGGGCCAAAGAACAGCGCAUCCUUUCGGUGCGGGCCCGCAGGGCCCCUGUGGUCGGCAAGCUGGCUCCCCGAGUGGCCACCGGGACCCCCGAGCCCAAUGGCGGGGGCGGCAGCAAAAUCGACAGCACGGUGGAGAUCGCCCCCAGCUCCAACGGACAGGUCGGGACCCUCGGAGACGCGGUGCCCACCGAGCAGCUGCAGGGUGAGCGGGAGCGCAGGAGGGAGGGGGAGGGCGACGCGGGCGGCGGCGGGCUGGGCAGCAGCCUGUCGCUGGCCGUGCCCCCGGGCCCCCUGAGCUUCGAGGCGCUGCUCGCCCAGGUGGGGGCGCUGGGCGGCGGCCAGCAGCUGCAGCUCGGCCUCUGCUGCCUGCCGGUGCUCUUCGUGGCGCUGGGUAUGGCCUCGGACCCCAUCUUCACGCUGGCGCCCCCGCUGCAUUGCCACUACGGGGCCUUCCCCCCCAAUGCUUCCGGCUGGGAGCAGCCCCCCAAUGCCAGCGGCGUCAGCGUCUCCAGCGCCCUGGCAGCCAGCGCCGCCAGCCGCGUCGCCGCCAGCGCCACCAGCACGGACCCCGCGUGCAGCGGCUUCGCCCCGCCAGACUUCAACCAUUGCCUCAAGGACUGGGACUACAAUGGCCUGCCGGUGCUCACCACCAACGCCAUCGGCCAGUGGGAUCUGGUGUGUGACCUGGGCUGGCAGGUGAUUCUGGAGCAGAUCCUCUUCAUCUUGGGCUGUGCCUCCGGCUACCUGUUUCUGGGUUACCCCGCGGACAGGUUUGGCCGUCGUGGGAUUGUGCUGCUGACCUUGGGGCUUGUGGGCCCCUGCGGAGUAGGAGGAGCUGCUGCCGGCUCCUCCACAGGCGUCAUGGCCCUUCGAUUCCUCUUGGGCUUUCUGCUUGCUGGCGUUGACCUUGGUGUCUACCUGAUGCGCUUGGAGCUGUGCGACCCAACCCAGAGGCUUCGGGUGGCCCUGGCAGGGGAGUUGGUGGGGGUGGGAGGGCACUUCCUGUUCCUGGGCCUGGCCCUUGUCUCUAAGGACUGGCGAUUUCUACAGAGAAUGAUCACCGCUCCCUGCAUCCUCUUCUUGUUUUAUGGCUGGCCUGGUCUGUUUCUGGAGUCCGCAAGGUGGCUGAUAGUAAAGCGGCAGAUUGAGGAAGCCCAGUCUGUGCUGAGGAUCCUGGCUGAACGGAACCGGCCCCACGGGCAGAUGCUAGGGGAGGAGGCCCAGGAAGCCCUACAGGAACUGGAGAAUACCUGUCCUCUCCCUCCAACAUCCACCUUUUCCUUCGCAUCCCUCCUCAACUACCGCAACAUCUGGAAAAAUCUGCUUAUCCUGGGCUUCACCAACUUCAUCGCCCAUGCCAUUCGCCACUGCUACCAGCCUGUGGGAGGAGGAGGGAGCCCGUCUGACUUCUACUUGUGCUCCCUGCUGGCCAGCGGCACAGCAGCCCUGGCCUGUGUCUUUCUGGGGGUCACCGUGGAUCGAUUUGGCCGCCGGGGCAUCCUGCUUCUCUCAAUGACUCUCACUGGCAUUGCGUCCCUGGUCCUGCUGGGCCUGUGGGAUUAUCUGAACGAAGCUGCAGUCACCACCUUCUCUGUCCUGGGACUCUUCUCCUCCCAAGCCGCUGCCAUCCUCAGCACCCUCCUUGCUUCGGAAGUCAUCCCUACCACUGUCCGGGGCCGUGGCCUGGGCCUAAUCAUGGCACUUGGGGCGCUUGGUGGUCUGAGUGGUCCAGCCCAGCGCCUCCACAUGGGCCAUGGAGCCUUCCUUCAGCAUGUGGUUCUGGCGGCCUGUGCCCUCCUCUGCAUCCUCAGCAUUAUGCUCCUGCCGGAGACCAAGCGCAAGCUUCUGCCUGAGGUGCUCCGGGAUGGGGAACUGUGCCGCAGGCCUUCCCUGCAGCGGCAGCCACCACCUAGCCGCUGUGACCAUGUCCCACUACUAGCCACUCCCAACCCUGCCCUCUGAGCAGCUUCUGAGCACUGGCGGGAGGCUGGCCCAUACGGAAAGGUGCAAAGGGCCCUGGCAAGAUAGAACAGAAAGGCAGGGCCACCCAAAAGGCUCAGAGACACCUCACGCCAGCCAUCAAGGAGUGCUUGGAGGGUUCCCAACCUCAUCUCCUCCCUGCUUUGUGUUCACUUAGUCAGCAAGAAUCGGGACACGGGGAGAGCACUACACUGUAACCACUGGGUCUGGGCUCCAUCCUGUGCCCAAAGACGUCGUCCCAGACCCCAUUCUUUCUUGCUCUAUCAUUCUGUUUCAAUAAAGACAUUUUGAAUAAAUGAGCAUAUCAUA
Molecule: messenger RNA, 2402 nt
Organism: Nannospalax galili (Upper Galilee mountains blind mole rat)
Lineage: Eukaryota; Metazoa; Chordata; Mammalia; Rodentia; Spalacidae
Gene: Slc22a17
Product: solute carrier family 22 member 17
Exons: 10
Coding region: 507-2075 (522 amino acids)
Biological process (GO): transmembrane transport
Cellular component (GO): membrane
Molecular function (GO): transmembrane transporter activity
Source: RefSeq, a predicted model, not a curated record